Messenger RNA from Magallana angulata, 3750 nucleotides. Its product is annotated as probable ATP-dependent RNA helicase DHX34. Gene Ontology annotation, cellular component: intracellular anatomical structure. The record is from RefSeq and is a predicted model, not a curated record. Lineage: Eukaryota; Metazoa; Mollusca; Bivalvia; Ostreida; Ostreidae. The transcript has 28 exons. The coding region runs from base 32 to 3667 and encodes 1211 amino acids. Gene Ontology annotation, biological process: nuclear-transcribed mRNA catabolic process, nonsense-mediated decay. Gene Ontology annotation, molecular function: RNA binding; ATP binding.
CUUUCAAAAAGUACUUCCGGUGUAAACAAAGAUGGAGUCGAAUGUGAACAUGGUGAAUGAGAAACGACAGAAGCAUAAGAAAAAACACAAGAAGCACAAACACAGAAGACACUCAGGUGGUGACAACUCAACAGAAGAAAGAGACAGUUAUAAGAGAGACAGUAGACACAAAAAGGACACCUCGGAUUAUGAAAGGCAAGAUGAUGAAAAUGCAUUUUCAUAUCAUGCCAGUAAUUCCAGAGCUCAAGGCUGCAAGGAAGACCUAUACAGAGAGUCCAGUGACCACCCAGACUAUGACUUUAAUUUUCAUGAGUACAGAUCUUCACUGAACAAGAUAUUUUUUAGAGAGGACACAUUCUUGAAGAGAGGAACUAAAGAUUAUGAUGAUUUUUGGAACUUUUUAAAAAGAUAUCAAGAUUUCCAGAGGAAGAAAAUGGAAGCAGGAAAAGACGCCUCAAAACAUUUAGAGGAAUACGAUGAGGGGAAAUUAGGGUUGCCAUGUCACUAUGACAAGCGGUACAGAGUGAAUAUUGGCAUUGUGAGCAAAAAUGUGGAAGAAUUUCUGAGACGAGGGAAACUGCCAGAUUGUGAGGUUGAGAAAGAACUAACCAUCGAGAGAGUGAGGCAGUUCAAACAUAUCUUGUUAUACUAUCUAGAUUUUCUACAGAAGCAAAAGUUUAAUAAGCUAAAGAAGAUCCGAUCAGACCAGGAAAAUCUGCCAAUUUUUCAGUACAGGCAGAUGAUUCUGGACAAACUGGAACAAAAUCAGAUUGUGGUGGUAGCUGGAGACACUGGAUGUGGAAAAUCCACCCAGGUUCCUCAGUAUUUAUUAGCAGCUGGGUACACUGGGAUAGCUUGCACUCAGCCUAGGCGUAUUGCCUGUAUCUCAUUGUCCAAAAGAGUAGGAUAUGAGACACUGAACGAAUAUGGGUCGGAGGUUGCGUUCCAGGUUAGGUUUGAAAAAACUAAAACUAGAUUCACCAGGAUACUGUUUUUAACAGAAGGCCUGUUACUAAGACAGAUGACCUCAGAUGCUCUCUUAAACCAGUACAAUGUCAUCAUUAUUGACGAGGUCCAUGAGCGGCACAUCCACACAGACUUCCUCCUCGGUGUGAUGAAAUGUCUGCUGCAGCAUCGGAAAGACCUGAAGCUGGUGUUAAUGUCCGCCACCAUUAAUAUCAAUCUGUUCAGCAACUACUUUGAUGGAGCCCCAGUCGUCAAGGUCCCAGGAAGAUUGUAUCCGAUCCAACUAGAAUAUGUUCCAAACAGGAAAGAUGAAUUCCGGUCCAAAAAUGACAGACUAGACCCAUCUCCUUACCUUCGAAUAAUGCAAACUAUAGAUACAAAGUACCCACUUACAGAGAGGGGAGAUCUUCUGAUUUUCUUGAGUGGAAUGUCAGAGAUAAUGGCGGUUGUAGAGGCAGCCAAAGCGUAUGCCCAGCAAACCAAGAGGUGGAUCGUACUUCCAUUACAUGGAACCCUCUCUGUGGAUGAACAAGACAAGGUGUUUGAUUUUCCACCAGAGGGAGUAAGGAAAUGCAUCGUGUCUACAAACAUUGCAGAGACCUCUGUGACCAUUGAUGGCGUCCGCUUCAUUAUCGACUCAGGAAAGGUCAAGGAGAUGACCUUUGACCCCAAGUAUAAAAUGCAGAGGCUUCAAGAGUUUUGGAUCAGUCAGGCUAGUGCUGAACAGAGGAAAGGCAGGGCAGGUAGAACAGGCCCCGGGGUGUGUUACAGGCUGUACGAGGAGUCAGAUUUCCAUUCCUUCCAAGAGUAUGCCACCCCAGAGAUCCAGAGGGUGUCACUCGACUCCCUCAUCCUGCAAAUGUUAUCGAUGGGGCUCCCUGAUGUCCGCAAAUUUCCUUUUCUUGAGGAGCCUGAAAUAAGCAGUAUAGAAAAUGCCUUAUAUUUCCUAAAAGAACAGAAUGCAGUAACUGAAGAUGAGAAGUUGACACCGAUUGGUCAGAUGCUGUCACGCCUACCUGUUGAAGUCAUCACCGGAAAGAUGCUUAUCAUGGGCUCAAUAUUUCAUAUGAUAGACCCUGUGUUGUCUAUAGCAGCUGCACUGAGUGUACAGUCUCCAUUUACCAGCAAAGCUCAUUCAAACUACGAUGCAAUGAAUACUAGGAAACCUUUGGAAUCAGACCAUGGGGACCCAUUUACAUUGCUAAAUGCCUUUGAUGAAUGGAUACAGGUAAAAAGCAAAGGUCAGGACACAAAGAAAUGGUGUAGAAGACGAGGUUUAGAGGAGCAGAGAUUCUAUGAAAUGAUUAAGUUAAAGGAACAGUUUAAGACCCUUUUGAUGGAUCAUAACUUGCUGCUAAAAGAGGAUCCCAGAGAAAGUUUCACAACGAGUGAUGAAAGACGACGUAAGCAUGGUGAUAGGAAACGACUCGGGGAACUGAAGAAAGAGAAAAACCGAGAAUCCAAAAGAAGGAAGGUCUUAAAAUUAGAAGAUGAUGACUUUGUCAUCAGUGAUGAUGAGAAGGAAGAAGAUCAAGGGGACGAUAUCAAGGAUCUGGAAUUCCGCCUCUCUCAUAAUCUUUCAAAACUACAGGAAAGUUCCAUUAAGAACAGAAGUUUUACACUGGGAGAGAUUAACUUGCUGAAAAUUAUUUUGUGUAGUGGACUGUAUCCACAGGUGGCCUUGGCUGAUGAGAAUAACUCGGGCAGAUCAGACGCGGAGCAGGCUUUUCACACAAAGACAAAACCUUUCCUACUGCUUCACCCUACAUGUGUGUUUGCCCUCCGCCCUGAACUGCUGAGGUCCACAGAAAUGAAAGAGGACGAGACCUGUCCCUCCGACCUGCGUGGGAAACUCAGCAACAAUCACCAGCUGUUGGCUUAUGUGUCUCUCCUGGAAACCAACAAGCCCUACCUCAUCAACACAAUGAGAGUUCCCGCUCUACAGACUGUCACUAUGUUCUCCAACAGCAUUGACACAGAUGCCGCCUGCAUGAGACUUGUGUGUGAUGGAUGGCUGGAGAUCCGAUUUGUGGAUGAGGAGACAGCAUCCAGCACUUUAUCCAGUUUAAUCCAGCUCAGGGCAACAUGGCAGAACUUACUGAAACUGAGACUUAAAGACACUCUAAAGAGUCUGGACGAGGACAAAAGGGUCAAUCCCAGAGCUCGACAGCUGGAGAAAAUUCUGGCUAAAAAGCUCUCUGAAUACUUAUCCUGUGAAGUUUGCUACGCAAUACGUCGUGUAAUGGCCGCUGAGCAGAAUCGUCUCUAUAGAGGACCAGACAGGGAAGCUGGAGGAAAGAAUAGAAUCCUGAAUGAUGUACUGAAGUCCGGCUCCGAGGGAAAGGUUCACCCAGUGAAAGGCGGAAUUCAGAUUAACCACUAUCUCACCUAUAAUUGUUUACUUGACGAGUCUGAAGCCAGCAUCUGGGGGGAGUACACUAGCAGCAUGCAGAAACACUGGGUCUGUCCGCGGUGUGAGGCCAAUCUCAUCGUGUCCAUCCAAGAGAGACUCGAGCACGAGAGCGAGUGUCAGAGCAAAAAUUUCGAGCCAACUCAGCAGGAGGAGGCUCAGGAGAUGGAAGAGGUCAAACAGGCUCAGAUGAACCCGCUCAGGAAACAUUACUUCUGUGAUAAAUGUGACCAAGGCUUCCGAUUCACAACAACGGAAAUAUUAAAACACAAGAAAUCUCAUGUAACUUGACAUGUUUAAAUAAAUAUUUUUUUUUAAAAGAACUUACUACUCAGGCUCUUUAAUCAAUAUUAUUAAGAGAAGUAAUAAUUUUA